AUGGUCCUUCAUCUUUUGUAUCAACUAAUAAUAUUAUAUUAUUAUAUAUCUCAAACAAUAGGUAUACGUGUAACUGGUGAAUGGAUACCUACAAAAGAACCACUUAAAUUUAUCGCAAAAUUUGGUUUUCAACAACUUGAUCCACUAGAUAUACCUAAUUCUAUGGGUUUUGUUUAUGGAAAUAUAACAACAAAAGAUAUAUUACAAAAGACAAAUAAUAGUGAAUAUUUACUUGCUAUUAUACCAGAAACAAAAAUUAAACCAUUUAUAAAUACAAUAGAAUAUAAAAUAGAUAAUAAUUUUUGUCAAAAUAUUUUAAAAGAUAUUAGCAUGAUUGCAUUUCAUUCCAGGUGUUUUAAUAACGGUAGUCGUGGAGAUAUCUUUAGAUGGGUACCCUGUUCAAAAGAUAAAUUAUGUAUUGAUGAGGAUGAUCCUAAAAAAGUAUUACCUAACUAUCAAAUGACAUUUAGAAUACAAGAACCUGUAACACCUGAAUAUUGGUAUAUUUUAGGUAUAUCAUGUCAUCUUGAUGAAAAUUGUCAAUGGAUUGAGUCAAUUAAUAAACAAUCAAUUAUCCUUGAAUAUGAUAUUUGGUUAACAAAUGGUAAUCCAACCUUGAGAUGGAGUAAUUUAUUUAGAUUACAAUUAUCAUUUGAAAAACAAAGACUUGAAGAUAUAUAUGUUAUAUCAUUAUUUAUCUAUAUUAUAUUAUUUGUAAUUCAACGGCAAUCAUCAAAAAAUAAAGAUAGACUUAUUAAAACAAGUAUUUAUUAUAAAAUUUUAUAUUAUAGUAUCAUAUGUCAUUUAAUAAGUUUUUUUUUAUCAACACUUAACAUAUCAUCUAUUGCUUGGAGUGGAAAUAGUAUAGAAAUUGCAAAUUUUUUAAGUAAACUUUUUCAAAUAAUUGCUAUAUCGUAUAUAUCAUUAUUUAUGUUAAAAUUUGCUCAAGAAUGGAGAGUACAUGUAAAUAAACCAAAAGGGUUAUCUCAUUUAACAAGAAAAAUAUGGUUAAUAUUAACAGGAAUAAAUAUAUUACUUUAUUUUAUAAAAUAUUUUUUAUUUACAUCAAUUAUUCAUAAACCAGGAGAAUUUGAAACAUAUGCUGAUUGUGGGUUAAUGUUAAUACGUUGUAUUUAUACGGUUUGGUUUUUAUAUGAAAUAAGACAUUAUAUUGAUAGUGUUGAUGAUUUAAAACAUGCUUCUUUUUUGGCACAUUUUGGUGCAGCAGCAUUAGUAUGGUUUGUCUAUUAUCCUGUUUUUGGAGUAUUUUCUUCAUUAAUUUCUGAAUUUUGGCGAUCUAAAAUUGUUGAAGGCAUCACGACAUUUGCUGAUACUGUUUGUGUUGGAUGUUUAGUUAAUUUUCUUUAUCAAAGUGAUUCAUCAGAAAGGAUACUUCAAACAUUAUUACCUAUUGAUAUAAUGUUAGUUCAAAGAAAUAAUUUAUUAGAUCCAGAGGAUAAGAUGCUUUUAGAUGACUAUGAUGAAAAUGAUAAUGAUGAAGUUGUAAUAGUAUAG
Strongyloides ratti is the source of this 1515-nucleotide messenger RNA. RefSeq names its product Intimal thickness related receptor, IRP domain-containing protein. The coding region runs from base 1 to 1515 and encodes 504 amino acids. Gene Ontology annotation, biological process: response to pheromone; G protein-coupled receptor signaling pathway. The record is from RefSeq and is a predicted model, not a curated record. Lineage: Eukaryota; Metazoa; Nematoda; Chromadorea; Rhabditida; Strongyloididae. The transcript has 2 exons.